GAGUUUCAAAAUUGUCAAGUUAAACCAUCCAUCAUCCAUUCAUGAUAAAAAUAUUAAGAAAAUGUCUCGAUUAGAUCAAUCUAGUCGAGACCUUUGCGUAAAAUUUUAAUGGAUCAUCAUUUAAAAUGUCAACUGUGCGGUGAAAAACUUCAAGUUACUUCCAAUUGCCUGUGUACGUUGGGAGAGCAUCUCCUAGCCAAACAUCCAGACGUAGAGUUAACCUUCUUUACUAGUUUGGAAAAUUUGUUAUCCUGGAAAUUAGAUUUAGGAGAGAAAGCAAGAGAAUGUAACAGGAAAGUGAUUAGCUGUAGAAAAUUAUCUGCUGUAAAGAUAACGAAGAGCAGUCGAAGUGGAAGUGGAGGUUAUAAAACUACAGUAGAGACUUGGAAACCUGCCCAACUGGAGUUGGCUUGUCCCCAAUGCAGAAAGAAGGGUCAACCUUCUAUGCGGAGACAUAAAAAUAAAUUUACAAAUACAUCAUUGGGAGCAUUCUGUAUGUUAAGCUGUUGGCCUGCGUGUUUUCUGCCGUUUAUUGUACAAAAAAAGAGUAUUGUGGAGUUAUACUGUAAAAAUUGUGGAACUUUCUUAGGAGAAUAUAAUAGAGCAACUGGAACACUUAGCUGUAUUUGCAGCAAAUGGAACAAGAAAGACAUUUAGCUGAGCUGUAAAACAAUGUUUAUUUUAUGUGUUGCUAAUUUAUGUCAAUAUAUUAUAAUACUAUUUGUUCA
Diabrotica balteata is the source of this 728-nucleotide messenger RNA. Lineage: Eukaryota; Metazoa; Arthropoda; Insecta; Coleoptera; Chrysomelidae. The record is from the annotation of a GenBank genome assembly.